Didymodactylos carnosus is the source of this 363-nucleotide messenger RNA. NCBI's taxonomy places the organism in Eukaryota, Metazoa, Rotifera, Eurotatoria, Philodinida, Philodinidae. The record is from the annotation of a GenBank genome assembly.
AUGGCAACCGAUGGAGUACUAUUGUCUGAACCAGACAAGGAAACGCUACUGAAUACAUUACAAUUUUUAAAAGAUUUUGAAAAACAUUUUUCAUCAAUGAUAAAUACCAAAAAACGUGACUAUUGUUUACUUGGUCAACACUUUUUAAGAAAUUUAUGUACGAUACAAGUAAAUGACACUAUGAUAUUUGUUAAUAAAAAUAAAUUACGUGAGAAAUUAUUUCCACCAGCAGAUGUAACAGUUACUGAAAUUUCCAAUUAUUUACAUUAUCAACGUCCAGCUUUUUCAAAAACUGAAAAAUUUUUAACUUGUGAAGAUGACGAACAUGGUGGGCGUGACUUAUUGAAUGUUUCGGAUAAAUAA